CUGCAAAGUUACUCCACGGGUCGUAUUCAGUCAGGUGAUAUUUUUCUUCUCAGCUCGAAAAGACGAUUCAAUCCUGCAACAACAUUUAAUCAAUUUUACUAACAAAUUCCAUCGGCUGUCGUUGUUUUUUAUCUGCACAAAAUGGCUCUACUAUCGGCAAUGAAAGGAAAAUUGAUCUCCGUCAUUGGAGAUGAGGAUACUUGUGUUGGAUUUUUGCUUGGCGGAGUAGGAGAGAUUAACAAGAAUCGUCACCCCAACUUUAUGGUUGUUGACAAAAAUACGGCGGUCAGCGAAAUUGAAGAUUGCUUCAAGCGUUUCAUCAAGCGCGACGAUAUUGAUAUCAUUCUGAUUAACCAGAACUACGCCGAGCUGAUUCGUCACGUGAUCGAUGCACACACUGCCCCCACACCAGCGGUAUUGGAAAUUCCUUCCAAAGAUCAUCCGUACGAUGCCAGCAAGGAUUCGAUUCUGCGUCGCGCUAAGGGCAUGUUCAAUCCGGAAGAUAUGAUUGCUAAUCGCGGCUAAGCUGUGUAGCUGACGGGUUGCAUUCGUCUGGCACCACGGGAACAUCCCAUUUUUUGCACAUUUUCCUCCCCACAAGCAGUCAUGUAGUAUUAUCCUCCCUUUCUGUAAGAACUCUUGUAAGCAACCCCACACUUCCGUACGCAUAUCGGUCGAUAGCGUGUGUGUUUUUUGAGUUUCUCUCGUUGUUAUGUUGUUGGCAUUCCAUGGUUUAAGAGAAUAAAGGAUCAAAUUCUGCUGUA
This is a messenger RNA of Anopheles funestus (African malaria mosquito), 764 nucleotides long. RefSeq names its product V-type proton ATPase subunit F (gene Vha14-1). Bases 142 to 525 code for a protein of 127 amino acids. Gene Ontology annotation, cellular component: membrane; proton-transporting V-type ATPase, V1 domain. Gene Ontology annotation, molecular function: proton-transporting ATPase activity, rotational mechanism. Gene Ontology annotation, biological process: proton transmembrane transport. NCBI's taxonomy places the organism in Eukaryota, Metazoa, Arthropoda, Insecta, Diptera, Culicidae. The transcript is spliced from 4 exons. The record is from RefSeq and is a predicted model, not a curated record.